Messenger RNA from Dothidotthia symphoricarpi CBS 119687, 1751 nucleotides. RefSeq names its product Phox-like protein. Gene Ontology annotation, biological process: cytoplasm to vacuole targeting by the Cvt pathway; autophagy. Gene Ontology annotation, cellular component: phagophore assembly site. The transcript is spliced from 2 exons. Lineage: Eukaryota; Fungi; Ascomycota; Dothideomycetes; Pleosporales; Dothidotthiaceae. The record is from RefSeq and is a predicted model, not a curated record. Gene Ontology annotation, molecular function: phosphatidylinositol binding. The coding region runs from base 274 to 1530 and encodes 418 amino acids.
CUCGCUUUGCUAUUUUCUUUGACAAUGCCCCUCUUGCAGAAGCGUCGAGGACUACUCCGCCAUGUACAUUGCGAUUAGCACGCGCCCCGCAGAUGCGCGAGACCCGAGCUUUAUGACCUCACUCCAGCCCCAUCAUCACCACGGCAUCAGCCACCACAACCACACCAGGACAUUAUUGCCAACGUCGACUCCCACAGCAUCGACUGCCGCGCAGACAUUCCAGAAGAAGCUUUGCGUUUUUGAGGCGACGCACCAUCGAGCAGCAGUCGCGAAAUGGCGACCGACUUCAGUGAAGGGCGCCUGGAGACGUUCGUCGGGAGCCCGCAGAAGGAACUGGCAGGCACACAGACGGCCUACGUCUCGUAUCUGGUAACCACAAAGUCCGACUUCCAGUCGUUCCAAAAGUCCGAGUUCACCGUCCGCCGCCGCUUUACAGACUUUGUCUUCCUCUGGAAGCAGCUCUCGAAAGAAUACCCACAAUGCGCCGUCCCACCACUACCCGACAAGCACAAGAUGGAGUACGUGCGAGGAGACCGCUUUGGCCCGGACUUCACCCAACGGCGCGCGCAUUCGCUGCACCGCUUUCUCAAGCGCAUCGCGCUGCAUCCCGUGCUGCGGAGAGCAAUGUUGUACAUCAACUUUUUGGAGAGCCCGGACUGGAACCAGCACAUGAAGGGUAGGACAUCGCGGGCGGCAAGCGGCUCGGACCAGGGCGGAGGCAUUGUCGACGCCAUCACAGACACACUCGUAAACACGUGGUCCAAGGUGCACAAGCCGGACAAGCGCUUCAUCGAGGUCAGCGAGCGGGCGCACAAGCUCUCCGAGGACCUGACCAGCGUCGAGAAGGUUACCAUCCGUGUGGCCAGGAGACAAGGCGACCUCGAAGUCGACUAUGCCGACCUAGCCACCCAAUGCCAGAAGCUGACGACACUCGAGCCUGCCGUCGAAAGCACCCUGACCUCGUUUGCUGCCUCUGUCAUCACAACUUCGCAAGGCUUCAAGUCCAUCCGAGAGCACACGGACCAAAACUACAUUACCAGCCUGCGCGACAUGGACGCCUACAUCCUCGCCAUCAAGACCCUCCUCCGCAACCGCGAGGCCAAACAACUCGACUUCGAAGGCCUGAGCGAGUAUCUUGCCAAGUCCGCCGCAGACCGCGACUCGCUCGCCAGCUCCCACGGCUCAGGCAUGGGCGCAUCCGGUUUUCUACGCUCCAAAGUCGAAGACCUACGAGGCAUCGAUCACGAGCAGUCCCGCCGGCAGCGCGUUCGCAAGCUCGAGGUCGAAAUCGAGCGUCUGACGGGCGAGGUCGAGACGGCGAAGAAAGCGACCGAGGCCUUUGACGAACACACUGUCAAGGAGGUGGCCGACUUUGAGCGCAUCAAGGCCGUCGAGUUCAAGGACACAUUAGGAGAUUUGGCGGAUGCACAUGUGGAUUUCUUCGAUGGCACGAUUGAGACGUGGGAGAAGUUCCUCGAGGAUAUGCGCAAGGAGGAGGAUGAGAGGAAGGCAGACGCUGCGUCGUCGUAGAGCGGGGGCUGGCAUGUGCCUACUCCAGAGACGAUACAGGAAGCGGCGCGACAGGCGAAUGUGCAGAGAGCCGCGAGCUUGGUGUUUGCAGGGUUUGGGUUUGACUUAUUGAGUAGGCUCCGGUCUUGAGGGGGUGGGGAUGGGGAUGAGGAUAGGAAUAGACAGGGCGGUGAAUGUAUUGACACUGGAUCUUGGAGUCAUCAGCACUUCAUGUUUAUUAU